This is a messenger RNA of Apaloderma vittatum (bar-tailed trogon), 541 nucleotides long. Its product is annotated as serine/threonine-protein kinase ULK4-like. The transcript has 4 exons. The annotation marks the transcript as partial. NCBI's taxonomy places the organism in Eukaryota, Metazoa, Chordata, Aves, Trogoniformes, Trogonidae. The record is from RefSeq and is a predicted model, not a curated record.
GACUGGCUCAUCAUAUCUGCAAUCUCCUCAUAGAAACUGUGGCUCUGUACUUGGAGGCAGAUGAUAAAAGCAGCACCAAGACAGCCAAUGCGCUGCUGCUGUCCUUGCUUGACAUUUUGCACUGUGUGCUGUCGUACGCAGCCAACAUCGUGCGCCAGACCUUACAGGCACAGAAAUCUGGCACAGGAGGGGACACACAGGCUGCUGAAGACCUUCUGCUCAUCAGUAAGCCCUUGACAGACCUAAUCAGCCUGCUUAUUCAACUGCUCCCCAGUGAAGAUACUGAAAUAUUUGUGAGUGCCUCACAAUGCUUAUCGUUACUGGUCCAGCUGUAUGGAGGCAGCAGUCAGGAGAACAUGUCUCCAGAAAACAUGGUCAGCUUUGCUGAAGUUCUGAAGUCCAAAAAAGAUCCACGACAACUGAAGCUUUUGUUGAGAAUCAUAAAGAGACUGAUAACUUCAAACGAGAAGCGCUUAGAGAGCCUGAAGAAUGAUGGCAACGCUCUUAUCCAAACUCUAGCAAGCCUGGCCCAAACUGCCAG